AUGGACGGAUUAAACGAGUUCCGCACAAUGCGAGUUGCUGAAGUUCUCUCUGAUUUCCGAACACUACAAUACUACAUAGCUGCUGCUCCUGUCGACCCUGAGGACACUGCAGACUAUUACACCGAAGGAUGGGCUGCCCUUCGACAAUGUGCGCUGGAUGGGCAACACAUUCUGGAAUGUGGUGCAGACACCAGCGUGCCAACUCCCCCUGGUGGAGAGCAAGAGCAGGUGAAGGCCGAGCUUAAACAGGUUCUCCUGGACGCGUACGCGAGACGGCACGAGGGACAGAAGAUUUACCUUCGACAAGCGGCGGCUCAACGAUGGGUUGAAUACAGAAAACAGGUGCUGCAGGGCGGCGUACCAAACUCGAGCAACCAGUCUCAACUUCGAGCAUGCGAUCGUCAACUGCGAGCGGAGCUCUCAGCCAUCGCCGACGAAGUAAUCUACGCCGAGCUCAAGGCCUCGGAUGAAGGAAUGGGCCGCUGGACGGCAGAAGAUCCCAGUCUCCGAAGCGUGCUCCGCUGGCUCCGAGCACGCCGGUGA
Fusarium musae is the source of this 543-nucleotide messenger RNA. RefSeq lists its product as uncharacterized. The transcript is spliced from 4 exons. NCBI's taxonomy places the organism in Eukaryota, Fungi, Ascomycota, Sordariomycetes, Hypocreales, Nectriaceae. The coding region runs from base 1 to 543 and encodes 180 amino acids. The record is from RefSeq and is a predicted model, not a curated record.